Molecule: messenger RNA, 589 nt
Organism: Racocetra fulgida
Lineage: Eukaryota; Fungi; Glomeromycota; Glomeromycetes; Diversisporales; Gigasporaceae
Source: the annotation of a GenBank genome assembly
AGUGAUCAAUGAAGACAUAGUGCAACCUACCACCGGAUUUGGAGCUCACCCGCAUCGAGAAUUCGAAAUUUUCUCGUAUAUUAUUUCUGGUGAAUUGCAACAUAAGGAUUCUGGUGACGUCCAAUUCACAUCAUCCGGUACAGGAAUCACACAUUCCGAAUACAAUAUUCAUCCAACCCUUCCUGUUCAUUUUCUUCAAAUAUGGGUGAAACCUGACAAUCCAAAACUUCAGCCAAGAUAUCAAACCAUGACCUUCCCCGAGGCCUCUAAGACGAAUAACCUCGUACAUAUCAUCUCUCCGGUUGCUGAUCAAGAUAGCUCUACUAUUGGCAUUAAUACAGAUUUUCAUAUGUAUGCCAGUUUAUUGGAACCAGGCCAUAAGGUCGUGCAUACAGUACAAGGAAUUAAAGAGCCUAGAAGAGCUUAUAUUCAUCUUACGAGUACUGGUGGAAACUUGAAAAUUAAUGGAAACACGACAUUGCGACAAGGUGACGGUGCAUUUGUUACUGAAGUUAAACAGGGAGAUGAAAUCGUCUUCGAGUCUGUUGGCGAUAAAAUUGCAGAAUUUGUGCUUUUUGAUCUAGCUUAA